This is a messenger RNA of Zootermopsis nevadensis, 1829 nucleotides long. Lineage: Eukaryota; Metazoa; Arthropoda; Insecta; Blattodea; Termopsidae. The record is from RefSeq and is a predicted model, not a curated record.
CUUGUGCAAACCCAACUGAUUACUUGAUGUUAAUGUCGUGAUUACGGUUACAAGUCAUGUAGUACGUAACAUAACCUCUGAGAAGUUGAUGUUUACAUCGGUUUAUGCAAGGAGGAUUUAUUCUUUGAACUUGCAGUGAGCUGAAAUGGAGGGAACCUACCAAUGGAUGCUGGUCUGUUUCAUUUGUGUUAAUACAUUGCCAGCCUUGUUAUCUGAGAAAUGUUUAAGCAAAAGCCAGAAAACACAUCUGUAUCUUGCAACUAAAUCACCGUAUCGUUAUUUAAUCAAUAAAAAUGACUCUUCUGUUCACUAUCCAGGUUGUAAUGUACUUCGGAUGUGGAUGAUUGUUCGCCAUGGAACACGAUAUCCUGGUUCUAAAAUUAUACGAAAGAUGAGAGAGAGAUUACCUGUGUUACGUGAUUCUGUGAUACAGAACCAUAAAUUAAAACGAGGGAGGCUUUGUAAUGAAGAAAUAGCUGCACUUCAGACUUGGUCUUCUCACGUAGAAGAAACGGAUGAAAAACGCCUUGCUCAUGAGGGUGAAGAUGAAAUGGUAGAAUUAGCAGAGAGGUUUCAGAACCGCUUUCCACAAAUUCUGCCAGAUGUUUAUACGAACUCAACAUUUAAGUUCCAGUUUACUGCGACGCAGCGCACUACUGAGAGUGCUCGUCAUUUUACCGUUGGGCUCUUUGGACGAAGAGUAAGUCGGCAUGUUUGGUUUCCAGAGGCCAUAUACAGAGAUCCAGUUCUCAGAUUUUAUAAAUUAUGCCAAAGAUGGCGUGUAGAAGUAGACAAAAAUCCAUAUUCUUUGUUGGAGAGAACAAAAUUUGAGGAGGGACCAGAAAUGUCUGCUGCACUUAAAGAUGUUAGUUUUCAUUUGGGAUUCAAUGAAACCAUGAAUAUUGGUGACGCUAUUCUUUUGUAUAUUACAUGCUCAUUUGAGACAGCUUGGGACCACCGUGCACAGUCACCAUGGUGUGCUGCAUUUUCAGAAAGUAAUAUGAAGGUUUUUGAAUAUGCAGAAGAUCUGGAACACUAUUGGAUUGAUGGCUAUGGAUACAACAUCACAUACAAGCAAGCCUGUCCACCUGUUAAAGAUAUGAUGCAACAUUUUCUUGCAGAAGAAAUACCUGGAGAUGAACCAAAAGCUCAAGCUGUAGUGUACUUUGCUCACUCUGGUACUCUGCUGAAGAUGCUGGCUCACCUUGGUCUGUACAAAGAUGAAAAUGCAUUACUUCAUAGCAACUUCAAUACAGUGGGGAAAUACAGGAAAUGGAGAGUUAGUCAAAUUGACAGCUUUGGAGCCAACUUAGCAUUCAUACUUUUCAGGUGCAAUGGACAACUGAAGGUGUUGACUUUGCAUCAGGAGAAACCUGUCACUUUGCCUGGCUGUCCUAAAUUUGAUUUAUGUCCAUUAAAUGUCCUGAAGCAGCAGUAUAAGGAAAGUUUCACUGAUUGCAACUUUAACGAUAUUUGUGCAUUGUCUCCAGAGGCUGCAUAAUAUGUACAUUUUGGAAUUAAAAAGUGUCAGGUACAUUAAUGUGUUCAGUCAGUGAUAUAUAUUUCUCAUUUAUUGAAAGCAAAAUUCUGUCUGCAAGUGCGUGUCAGUAAUCUAACCUAACUCAACCAAUUAUAUUCCCUUGUAAACUGAUCUUUGUGCAUGGUCAUCAGCACUUAACCACUCAACAUAACAUAACAUAACCUCACCCAACAAACCUAACCUAACCUAACAUAACAUAACUUAACCCAACCUAAUCCAACUCAAGUAACACCCUUUAAAACUCUGUGUGUAUUUCUGCUUCUUAAAUAUAUAUUUGGCUGCACACCUA